GCAUCUGUAAUAGCCACAUGUGCGGACAGGCACAGGCAGAUGUUAGUUGUGUGGACAGGCAGAGUAGAUCACAUCGCCAUGGUUCAGUGCCUCAACCUUUGUUAGUGUGGUGAAAGGAAUUCAGUUUUAGAAUUAGUAGAUUCUGUGUGUUGUCCUAAUUAUGUCUGAAGGGAAGGAGGAGAGUGAAGAUGACAAGGUGCACAUCCCUCCUGACAUCACCUUUGAAGACCUGGUGGUGGACAUCAACUUCCACCCCAGUAAACCUCUCAUUGCUGCAGGGAUUAUCACUGGGGACGUCAUCUUACACUCCUAUGCAUCUUCUGCUAACACCUUAGUAAGGACCUUCAAACAUCACAAGAAGGCAACCAGAGCAGUGGCUUUCUCCAAGGAUGGAAACAGUUUGAUCACCUCCUCUAAAGACAAGUCCCUGCAGGUAGUAGAUGUGGAGACAGGGAAGGUUUCCCAGUGUUUCUCCGAGGCCCACCCAAGCCCUGUGUACUGUCAACUGGUCAUCAGUGACAGGCUGUUAGCAACAGGAGAUGAUGAUGGCAAUGUGAAGCUGUGGGACCUGAGGAAGGGACAUCCCAUCAUGGAGCUUCAGGAGAAUCAGGACUUCAUCAGUGACAUGGCCGUGGAUGAGGAGAAACGCUUUCUCUUGGCUACAAGUGGAGAUGGCACCAUGACAACUUUCAACAUAAGGAGGAGAAAAAUGGUGAUGCAGUCAGAAAAUAUGGAGGAUGAGAUGUUGUCUGUUGCCAUAGUGAAGGAUGGAACCAAAGUCAUCUGUGGCACAGGGGAGGGAGCACUCAACUUCUUCAACUGGGAGGAGUUUGGGAACAUCAGUGACAGGUUCCCUGGCCACCCCAUGUCUGUGGACUGUAUUGUACCUGUCACCGAGAAUAUCGUCUGCACAGGGUCUAUGGACGGUGUCAUCAGGGCCGUGAACAUCCUUCCCAACAGAUUCAUGGGUGUUGUUGGAGAACAUGAGGAAUUUCCCAUUGAGCAAAUCAGGAUCACCCCCAAUAGUGAAAUGAUAGCGAGCUGCUCUCAUGACCAGAAAAUCAAAUUUUGGCAUGUGGCACAUUUAGAGAAGGAAACCAUUGAUGCCUCCAAGAAGGCAAAGAGGGACAACAAGCCAAAGAACUUGAAGAAGACAGCGGGCCAGGAAGACUUCUUUGCAGACUUUGGGAAGGAUUUGGAGGUCAAACCGGCAACUGAAGAUGAUUUGUCUGAAGAAGAGGAUGACUCUAAUAACGAAGAAGAGUCAGAAAAUGGAGAAGCUGCAAACAAUGGAAACUCCUCAGAGGAAUCAGAUGAUUUGUUAUCAGAAGAUGAUUCUGAGGACCUGGAUGGAGAUGAUUUUGAUUCAGAUGAUGAUUCUGAUACAAAUACCUCAGAGUCAGAGAGGACAGACAAUGAAGAUGAAAAAGAUGUGGCAAAGGACAAACCAGGUUCCAACAGUUCAGAAAAGCAGUGAUCUACUGUUACAGCUGAACGUGUACAAUUUCUUAAAUGUUUUAAUUUUUUUCUUAAUGCUUUACUUUGCCUUUUUUUAAUGCUUUACUUUUUUUAGUGCGACCUUCAGCUGGUGUGCACACCUUUAGAACUGUUGUAAUCAUUCCACACAACAGCAUUGAGUACCAGACAACAGUACACACACCUUUUCAUAUCUGGAUCCAACUGCUGAAUGGUAUAAAGAUUUGAAUUAAAGAGAAAGUAAAUAGA
Branchiostoma floridae (Florida lancelet) is the source of this 1725-nucleotide messenger RNA. RefSeq names its product WD repeat-containing protein 55-like. Gene Ontology annotation, molecular function: protein binding. NCBI's taxonomy places the organism in Eukaryota, Metazoa, Chordata, Leptocardii, Amphioxiformes, Branchiostomatidae. The coding region runs from base 161 to 1477 and encodes 438 amino acids. The record is from RefSeq and is a predicted model, not a curated record. The transcript has 8 exons.